AAGAAACUACCAUAAAUAAAAUAUCCAUAUGACGUCACUGAAAAUAUCAGAAUAUGGUGGCAAAGUGUUAAAGUGUAUUUCGUUUCGAAGUAAUUAGCUUAGCAGUUGGGCUUAAUAUUUUGCAGUCUUCAUCUUGCUAAUAACCUUACCACAUUUUGGUUUUCCUGAACAAAUCAUUCAAUUAUGAGUUGAACAAUAUUUUUGUUUUUAGCUAGUAAUGUUUAUCCGGCAGCCGGAUUGAACUAUUUUGACCUGAUAUAAACACCAUGGAAAACGUUCGAGGAAUAAUAGAGUAUAUAAGAGCAUUUUUCUCCGCUCCAAUUCCAGAAACAAAUCGAAAAAGAAGAGCUGCAGAUCCUUUAGAACCAUUGUCAAGUGCCAAAUGCAGAAAAGUGCAGUCGAAUAUGUCUCGUGGAGUUAUAGAUUUAGACAAUGAAAAUUAUUUCGCAAGUCCUAAACUCUCCAAGAGAUCCCCAAUUUUUAAAACACCACCAACCUGCAUUAUAGAUACUGUCAUACUGGAUGAUGAUAAUGAUGAGAUAGAAGUGAAGAAGCCUGGAAGUCGUUCCCAGUUUCGUUUAGGAAACAACCAUUUUACUUCAACUCCAGAAAAACGUAUGGGUAGAACAUAUAUGCAUAUGAAUGGAAAUGGUGUUGAUGAAGAUGAUGUCGAAUUUGUAAAAGAAAUCAAAUCGCCUAAUAAAAAAAAAAUAGAAACCACAAAAUUAGGCUUGAAUUAUAUAGAACCAUUUUCAGGAAGUAUUUAUAAAUUUGGGAGCUUGAGGAACAUUACAAAAUCUAAAGUAAGAUCCUCGCUAGCUAAUGGUUUGCAAAAAAAAGAUAAUAGUUUGAACCAUUCCAUUAGAUUAGAUGAAAAGUAUAAGUAUAAACAAUUACUAGAAGCUAUUGGGACUCCUGGAGAAAAAUCGAUUUAUGGAACACCUGAAGGAAAAUUGUUUAAUAAUUUUGAUACUGGGAACAGAUCUCAACGGAUGGUGAAUAUGGCAUUGAAAUCACCUCAAUAUUAUAAAGAUCGUUUGUCAACAAAAGACAGAAUAAAGAAAGUGUUAGACAACUUUGAAAACGAACCUGUACUAGUAAAAGAUUCAGAUUCUGAACCUGAUGUAAUAUUCGUCAGUCCUCCUUCACCAAAACCUGACUUCAAAGUUGAACCAGUGAACAGUUUCAAGAAAGUUGUUGAUACUGCCCGCCAAACAAGAACUGAUUGGUUGGAAGAGAUGGUGGAUAGACAUCGAAACCUUGUUGAACAAAGAAAACAAGAAAUUAAUAUCCUCAAAGAAUGUUCCAACAAACAUGAAAAAAUCAAUAAAGACAUGCGAAUGGAUAUCCUCACUGAUAAAAUCAACAGAGCUCUCUCAAUACGAGAAGCAGUCCUGCCUUUGGAAGAAAAAGAGGAAGAAGUGGAACUGCCUCCCCUAACUGAUGAUCAGUUGAAAAUGGUCGAAAAAGCAUUCAGAGGUGAUCCCAACGAAGUUUUGGCUAAAAAGUUUAACCUCAACAUAACAAGAAGAGAUCUUUUAACUCUCGCAGGACUGAACUGGUUGAAUGAUGAGGUUAUCAACUUUUACAUGAAUAUGAUCAUAGAAAGAGGCAAUGACUCCAAAUGGCCAAAAUCGUAUGCCUUCAACACAUUUUUCUAUUCCAAAUUGAUUAAAGAUGGACCCCAGUCAUUGAGAAGAUGGACUAAAAGAGUAGAUAUCUUCAGCCAUGACUUGGUAUGUGUUCCCAUACAUUUGGGGAUGCAUUGGUGUAUGGCAGUAAUUGAUUUUAGGGAUAAGUCUAUAAG
Messenger RNA from Leptinotarsa decemlineata (Colorado potato beetle), 1807 nucleotides. RefSeq lists its product as uncharacterized. Gene Ontology annotation, biological process: protein desumoylation; proteolysis. Gene Ontology annotation, cellular component: nucleus. Gene Ontology annotation, molecular function: deSUMOylase activity. Lineage: Eukaryota; Metazoa; Arthropoda; Insecta; Coleoptera; Chrysomelidae. The record is from RefSeq and is a predicted model, not a curated record.